Molecule: messenger RNA, 810 nt
Organism: Vigna unguiculata (cowpea)
Lineage: Eukaryota; Viridiplantae; Streptophyta; Magnoliopsida; Fabales; Fabaceae
Source: RefSeq, a predicted model, not a curated record
AUGUCGGAUGAUUUGGCUAGAGUGGUAGUUGAAGAUGUUAAAGAUGCCACAACUCUAGUUCCAGUGCCUACAGAGGAGGUCAAAAUAGUUGGAGAGGCACUAGGAACAUUCAUCUCAUGGCCUAAACAUUUAGUUAAGGUUCAUAGCAGACAAAAGUCCCCAGUUGCAUGUGCUUUUAGCCAUGAGACCCAUUCCCAGCCCCAACCCAAGCAAAGUUUUAGUCCAAUUCAUGAGUUGGCUGGCAUAGUCGAAGAUCUUUUUCAAAAACCACUUGUCAUUCCUUGGGAUAAAACAGUCUUCAAUGUUGACAGUAGUGAUAUACCACUAUAUGUCCAUAUGAACGAUGUGUACGAAAUCAUCCAGGGGCAUCAGAUGCUGAACAUUACAGUUAUUCAACUAUGGAUACUGUAUUUAGACGAAUAUGUUUCCAAAACAGGGAAUGAUGAUGUCUAUGGUUUCCUUAAGCCUCAACAUAUACAAAAGUCUGGAAAUAAACAUAUGAAAUGUCAAACGUACAUUCAAAAUUGGAUGGGGAAAUCAAAGAAAAGAAUUUACAUGGCACCUUAUAUUCAUGCUGCUUUGAAUGUGUACAAUGUGUUGGGUGGUAAAUCAACUUCAUCUUCACAAAAUUUCAAAGUGAUUACUGCUAAGUGUAAUAUCCAAAAAAGAAGUUUUGAGUGUGGAUACUAUGUCAUGUACUGGAUGUGGACCAUAGCUCGUGCUGCUCUAAAAGAUUCUUGGGAUGAGGUUGAUGAAGUAAGGACUGAAUGGGCCAAAUACUUCUUGCAACUUAAAAAUGUUUAUAUGUAA